Messenger RNA from Tuber aestivum (summer truffle), 1929 nucleotides. The record is from the annotation of a GenBank genome assembly. NCBI's taxonomy places the organism in Eukaryota, Fungi, Ascomycota, Pezizomycetes, Pezizales, Tuberaceae.
AAAGUUAUGUUGAGCUGUUGGGCACCCUGCAGAGUGCCCCCAAAAGUGAGUUCUUGGUGGGUUGCGGUGCCCACAUAGCAAACUUGCCACGGGUACGAUUUACUGGUACUGUCACAGGAACCUAUUCUAAAAUUUAGCCGGAUGUUAGGCCAAUAGUCAAGGCUCAAACGUAAGGCCUUGUUUGGCAUGUUGCGGUUUGUAAUGUAGAGUGCGUUUGGCUGCACAUUGUUUGUGAGGUGGACUUUUCCUACCUUAUGAGCAGCGGUUUGACAUAUGAUACCAUACCUUACAAACCACGGCUUGCCAAAUGCCCCCUGAAUACUCAUUUUUCAAUAUAUAAUAACAUUGUCAUAUCUCUGAUGGCACCCUCCCGUGGCUUUUAUUUCUUAACAUUAGUCAACCCUUGGCCCCGUGCCCUAACCUCACAGUCAACAGGGCAGCCGCCUUUGUCCUAUUGGAGAAAUCAACGAUAUUAUAUGCCAGCUACUGUAAGUUAAACCCAGCUGUUGAACUCCAAAUCUCCACCUUCAGAAAAAUCCUCGUCUCCUUCUUUCUUUCUCUCCUCCACCAACACCAUAUCACAACACAAACAGAACCGAGCAACACCGCUGGUGGAACCAGAAUAAAAUCCAAUGGCACCGGUCCUCCGCACCCGCAAGUCACUUCCUCCAGUGACGCCUACUCCGGUGCAGCGAAAGCCCAAGCCGAAAUCCAAGCGGAAGCCCAAGCCGAAAUCCAAGCGCCAACCCUCUGCGCGGAAGCAUCAUGUCGGGAAAGGGGAUGUUGGAUUGCGCAACAGGUCAGCGGAUGUGCCUCUCGUACGUAGUCAAAGUGUUCAUGAAUCUUCUCCACUUCUCACCCAGCCUCUUCUUGUUUCUUUGAUGCCGGAUGCCCUGGCGACAGAAUCUGGUACUAGUGGUAGGUCUGGGUUUCCCAUACUGUUAUCCCUGAGCGCUAACGCACACUGCCACCCCCAAAGCGGGCCCACCUUUCAUCUUUCAUUAUAAUGGCCUUAGAGUCAUUGGUGGAACUUGUACUCUAUACCUGACCCUCUUGAUCAUUCGUGUGCAACCGCUAACCAACAAAACUCAGUCGAACAACGCGCCGCGGUUAUCACGUCAGCACUCGAGAGUAACAACAGCCGCGACCCCAAAAGUAAUCCCGCUAUUGGGGAGGGUAGCACCAGUUAUGGCGGUGCAUCCCUCGCCGGAUGUAAAAGGCCCGAAGAAGACGUGGUUCUGCCUGAAUAGAAAUAUGAGUGACCCCCCUCUUGCCAACUGAUGACCGUCACUGUCUGUGCGAUGGGGGCGCAGGGGGGGGUGAAUGUUUUCAGUGACCAUGACAUCUUCUCACUUUUUUGUUUUUUUCGUAUCAUGUUUCGCGUACGGUUUGUAGACGUUAGAGCUGGUGUAGCGGCGAUACAAUUGUCCUUGGUUUGGUCAUUGAUUUGAUUAGUGGUUUGUUUUCGGGGGUGAGUGGGGCCUACCGGGGGUGCAAUUCAAUGUGCGAGUGUAGGGUGUCUUAUCAAUUGAUAAAGUCCUCAGGCCGGGGAGUAGGAGAAACUGGACAUUAUAAAUACUAGCACACAUUUUUCUAAUAGAAUCAACUUGGGAGACGGACAUCUGCUCAAAAAAAAUAAACUCCACCAAGAGUCGCUCCAUCUUUUGUAACAAGGAACAGAGUAUAUAUAGCAUUGUAGCGGCUCUUGUGGCGGGAAACCGUGGGUGGAAGGCAGGGAAGGGGGGUUCGGUUGGUGACGUAGGAGUUUAUCGAGAAGAAGAGAUAUCUAUCGCAUAUUUGCGUACGUGGGACCUAUCCAGCAGUCAGAGUAUAAUUCUGCACAGAGAGAUCAAGUGAUAGAGGCGGAGUAACGCCCCCACCCCAGAGUGUGUUCUCGUAAACCCAUCACGGUAAGCUGGCCCAAUACCC